AUGGCCGCCAACAAGCAAGGCAAGAUGCAAAACCUCAUCAACUACCGGAUGAGGGUGACUCUCAACGAUGGCCGACAGAUGACCGGCCAGAUGCUCGCAUUUGAUAAGCACAUGAACCUCGUCCUCGCCGAUACAGAAGAAUUCCGUCGCGUGAAACGGAAGUCCAAGCCUGCCGCUGCCCCCGCAACUACUCCUUUGGUGGAAUCGGAAGAAAAGCGAACCCUUGGUCUCACGAUUGUUCGCGGUACCCAUGUCGUCUCCUGCUCCGUUGAUGGACCGCCCCCCGCCGAUCCCUCUGCACGACUUGGAACAAGUGGCCCCGGCGCUGCUGCCGCCGCCGCCACCCUCGCUGCUGGCCCUGGAAUUAGCAAACCCGCUGGACGUGGUCUGCCCGUUGGCCUUGGUGGCCCGGCCGCCGGUGUUGGAGGACCUCCUCCGCCCGGUGGAUUCCCCGGCUUCCCCCCGGGUGGUUUCCCAGGCGCGCCUCCUCCGGGAUUCGGUGGCCGUGGCGGCCCCCCAGGAGGACCUCCCGGCUUUGCGCCGCCUCCAGGAUUUGCGCCUCAGGGUGGCCCUCCGGGCGCUUUCCAACCUCCUCCCGGAUUCCAGCCUCCCGGUCAGGGCCGGGGAUUCCCUCCUCCCGGAUUUGGAGGACGGUGA
Aspergillus affinis is the source of this 657-nucleotide messenger RNA. Its product is annotated as small nuclear ribonucleoprotein-associated protein. Gene Ontology annotation, molecular function: RNA binding. The record is from RefSeq and is a predicted model, not a curated record. Gene Ontology annotation, cellular component: U4 snRNP; catalytic step 2 spliceosome; cytoplasm. Gene Ontology annotation, biological process: mRNA splicing, via spliceosome. Bases 1 to 657 code for a protein of 218 amino acids. The transcript is spliced from 6 exons. Lineage: Eukaryota; Fungi; Ascomycota; Eurotiomycetes; Eurotiales; Aspergillaceae.